GAUUCGCGUGCGAUGCAUACAUGCACGUACGUAAGAAUUCUUGUAAAUAAUCCGUAAACGGAAUUUUCUCUCAAGGUAGGUGAGUAGGGACUCGUCACAGUCACUGGACAGGUAUUUGAGACACGAGUUAGGUAGGUAGUGCAUAAUAAUAAUUUAUUAUAAACGGUAAAUCUCGCAACGUCUGUACGUGUGCGAACAAACCGACAAAACGUCGGCACUGAAUCUUUUGCUUCUUAUCAAUUUAUCGUGCGGCCUUAUCACAUACGAUACACUUUUGAAAAAAGUCGCAGUAGUGUAUGUUUUGAUUUUUGGAUCAGAGUAUACGGUUGGCAAAGUCGAAAUAAAUCGCACACGGUUAUCGCCGCGGCCGGCCGUGGAAAGAGUCCGAUGUAGGACGUCGACGAAUUUUCACCGUUCUCGUUCACGAUUCGACGGCCUAAAAUAAUAUUAUGGCACUCUACGACAGCAAACAUUGGCUUCUCUCUCACAUCAGAAACUCGUUCAUAUCGUCAGAUGACACAGGGAUUAGCGAGGUGGUUAUGGGUGGAGAAAAUGUACUUCAAACAAUAUCCACAUCAAAAUAUGACAUAUACCCAGGAAUUGAAGAUAAUGAAGAAGAAGAAGAAUUGGCAGAAUCACUUGAUAUUCAUACUGAAUUUGGAGUUCGACGACAGCGAUCUCAUACAUCAGUUCAAUUAGAACGUCUGCAAAGAAAUAUGAUAAAAUCUGCUAAUGUACGCCAUGUAAAAUGGGAAAUAACACCUGUUUCCCUUACAGAUGAAGAAAAGGCUGAAUUAUUUCCUAAAAAAGACAUCAGUCACCAAAAAAAGAAUUAUGUUUCUGAAUUAUCUAAAUUAUUGAAAGCUUGCCCAUAUCUACCACUCAAUCCAUUUCGUGAAUAUUCUAAAUAUGAUGGAAAUGCCCAGCUAGGUGAAGCCACUCGAAAAUAUGGCAUAUUUAUAACUAUGCUUAAUUUAGAACGUCGUAACUAUCCUAUGCAAGUAUCAAUUAUAGCCACUGCAAAAGUACAUGAUCUAAUUGGAUUAGUUUGCUGGAAAUGUACUAUUGAAUAUCCAGAUUGCACUUUAAAAGAUAGUGUUGAUUGUUAUGCUCUAUACAUAGCAGAAGAUGAUGGUGAAGUUGAUUUUGAUUUUCCAUGCUUAGACUCUCGAGAGACUGUUGCUAAAUUUGGAUUUGGGUUUUUAGCUAUUGUUGAACGUGACAGUAAAUUAGCACCAGCUACUUCAAAUCAUUCCCCUACAUCACAGGAAGGAAAUUCUGUCUUAUGUGAAAAUGUAAAUACUAAAGCUCAACAACAACUAGAAGGAGAAUUAAAUAAACUUCUUGCUAUUGAAGCACCUUUAUACCAAUUAUAUCAUGUGAAUAUUUUGAAUAAAGUUAGAGCAAAAAUAGAAAUACAUUUAGGUAUAUCUGGACAAAAAAUAGAAUUAGAUCCAGUUGUAAAGCAAAGAUCUAGCUCUAAAUUUCCAUGGACAAAACAAAAGCCAGCUACAUAUGACAUGGAUUGUGUGGUAGCAUGUGAUCUUACAGAAACAAAAUCCAACAAUCGUGCCGUCUUAAGACUUGUGUAUGAUAGUACAGCAUUAAGCUCUAGUAUUGGAGAUAGUGCCCCUAGUCAACAAGGGACUGCUGUAUGGAGUAACUUCAAACACCAUGAUUUUGAAGCUGAACAAAAAAUAGCUGAAGAAAUCGUACAAAAAAUCAAUAACAUUUUAGAACUCAGAUGUAGUGUAAGAAGACAGGAAUAUAUCUCAUUACGUGAACGUAAGUCACAUCGCAGAAGAAGCUUUCAUCUUGGUCCAAGAUAAAGUCAGUAACGUAUUUUUUUAAAGAUACUUUUAUUGGGUAUCAUGUGUUAUGUUUUAAGAAUUGUUGUUUUGGCACUGAAAAGUUAUUAAUGAAUACGAGAUAAUUUUUUUAAAAAAAAUGUAUUAUUGUAAUUAAUUUUUUUAUUUUAUAAAAUCAUAUAUUUUUAUAUGAAAGUAGUAAAUACUCUCUUGCAAUUCCUGUGACAUUUAUUAUAAUUGUAAUUACAUUUUAAGAGUUAUUUAUAAAUUGACAGAUAAUUAAUAAUUCCAAAAUUAUUGUACAUAUUAGAACUAUCAUUGUCAAUAUUCAUAUGAUUGAAAUUAUAAACCAUGUUUAUUGUAAAAACAUAAACAUCAAUAAUAUAAAUAAAAUCUAGAUAAAUGUUUACAAAUUAAA
Aphis gossypii (cotton aphid) is the source of this 2226-nucleotide messenger RNA. RefSeq names its product target of rapamycin complex 2 subunit MAPKAP1 (gene Sin1). The record is from RefSeq and is a predicted model, not a curated record. Gene Ontology annotation, molecular function: phosphatidylinositol-4,5-bisphosphate binding. The coding region runs from base 450 to 1829 and encodes 459 amino acids. Gene Ontology annotation, cellular component: TORC2 complex; cytoplasm; plasma membrane. The transcript is spliced from 9 exons. Gene Ontology annotation, biological process: TORC2 signaling. Lineage: Eukaryota; Metazoa; Arthropoda; Insecta; Hemiptera; Aphididae.